Molecule: messenger RNA, 1325 nt
Organism: Caenorhabditis elegans
Lineage: Eukaryota; Metazoa; Nematoda; Chromadorea; Rhabditida; Rhabditidae
Gene: nceh-1
Product: Alpha/beta hydrolase fold-3 domain-containing protein
Exons: 6
Coding region: 5-1279 (424 amino acids)
Cellular component (GO): membrane
Molecular function (GO): carboxylic ester hydrolase activity; hydrolase activity
Source: RefSeq, marked reviewed
CGCCAUGACACAACCAUUAUCCAAAUUUGGUUCUAUCACGUUUGCCACAAUUCUCCUGGCCUUCUCCAUACUUCUAGUGCUCCAUAAGCCACUUCCGCCUGGGCUCUGUGAGAAAUCAACAGUCGAUCGAGUGGUUAUUCAUCUUUUUGAGCCCAUACUUCGUGCAUUUUAUUAUUAUCCGGCCAACUACAUUUUCACGACUCCAGCUAACCAAAUCUGGUGGACCCGUUACUCUUUAGGCCUUCUGGCCAAGACUAUGGGCCCAGUAACCCUAUUUGAACGGCACCUGGUACGUGUGACGGAUGCCACGUGGAAUGGGGUCCACGUGAGGACUUAUGAGCCACGGCUCGUGGAGAACUCGACGGAUGGAGCCGUGAUCUUUAUUCAUGGCGGGGGAUUUGCGAUUGGAAGUGUUGCCAUGUAUGAUAGCUUGACAAGGAGAAUGGCAAAAUCCAUGAACACAUUUGUAGUAUCUAUUGACUACCGAUUGUCCCCGGAAACUGUGUUUCCUGAGAAUCUACUGGACUGCGAAAAAGCCAUCGACUAUUUCCUCGAAAACUCCCUCGAAAAGUUCAAAAUCGAUCCGAAAAAGGUGAUACUUGUCGGAGAUUCUGCUGGCGGAAAUUUGGCAACUGCAAUUGCUCAGCGAAGAGCUGAAAAAGGGGCGGAGCCAAAGCUUUUGGCUCAGGUGCUGCUGUACCCCCUGUUGCAGCUGGUAGAUUUGCAAAUGACGUCAUACCGGUAUUUUCAUAAAAGGCUGACUGGAAUUGCGUUUGUAGACCCCGCCUCAGUUGCAUUUUACUACAUGCUGUAUGCUGGUAUUCCCCUGGAAAAAGCUAAGGAACUAGUGCCUAUAGUGCUGACAAAUGGGCAUGUGAAGCCGGAUUACAGAGAGAAAAUCGAUAAGCUUCUCACCUACCGUACCACCAUCGAAUCCACCCACACCUACAACACAACGAAAAUCCCAAAAAGAUGGGAAAUCGUAGAAAACUCGGAAGCCCAAAAUUUGCUAGAAAAAGUUAUUUUCGACCCGAAUUUCUCGCCGAUAAUGCGGGAAAAUCUAGAAAAUUUGCCGAAAAGUUUGAUUGUCACCUGUGAAUACGAUGUGCUCAGGGACGAGGGCUUGAUCUACUCCGAGAGGCUUAUGGCUUCUGGAGUGCCUACAAAGCUUAUAAACUACAAAAAUGGGUACCAUGCAAUGCUCAAUAUGCACAAUGAGAUUACCGAGGCUUCCACGUGUCUCGAUGACGUCAUGCACUGGAUUUUGGAGCAAUUUUAAAGAAAAGAGCUCAAUUUUGUGUGUUGUACAUAAUAAAAUAUUUGAU